Molecule: messenger RNA, 5983 nt
Organism: Wasmannia auropunctata (little fire ant)
Lineage: Eukaryota; Metazoa; Arthropoda; Insecta; Hymenoptera; Formicidae
Exons: 7
Coding region: 445-5190 (1581 amino acids)
Biological process (GO): positive regulation of nuclear cell cycle DNA replication; regulation of cell cycle phase transition
Cellular component (GO): nucleus; Dbf4-dependent protein kinase complex
Molecular function (GO): protein serine/threonine kinase activator activity; nucleic acid binding; zinc ion binding
Source: RefSeq, a predicted model, not a curated record
UACGAUUUCAGUUUACAGUGCGGAGGGCUCGGGGAAGCCUGAAUGUCUGAAGCUGUGAAACAAGCGGGUGAGCGAUUUGGAGUAUUUGGACCUCUGCGAUCUUACGUUGGCUGAAGAUGUGAUCUGGCCGCGUCGGCUGACGACACGCAGAUUGGUAGUCGCGAUAGAGUGUGCUCUCGACCUAGGUGUAGGUGAUUGUGACCGCGCGCAUUCUCGCGAACGAGAACGAGAGAGAGAAAGAGGAAGGAGGGAGAGAGUGAGAUAUAGACGAGCGAGGGACGGAGCAUGCGACCGCGCCUCUGCGACGUUACUCGGUCUGUCGAUGAGGAUGGGAAGUGCGCCGCUGCCGCCGCCGCCGACGACGACGAGGACAAGGGACGAAUGUGAGUCAGGGAUAACGUCGUUGCGAUACGUCGUGCGGUGCUGCAUCAUCAUCGCUUAGGAAUGGUAUCGCCGUCCAAGCACCAAUAUCAGCAGCAGCAGCAGCAGCAGCAACAACAACCACUCAGACAACCGUCGAGAGAGAACAAGUUUAAUUCGCGACAAACGACAGAUAUUCCUAUACGAAGGGGUCCGCAACCUUUGGAAAAGAAGUCGUUCUAUUUGGAUAUAAAGAACCAUGUCAUCGCGGCCAAGCUAGAGGCACAGAUCAGGGAGUUGGGUGGUGCGAUCGAAUUGUUUCUAGUACGUGGUGUGACUCUUGUAGCCAGCGAUAGAGUAGAUAAGGCAGGUCAGACAAACUUCGAGAAACAUAGAUGGGCUUGCGUCAGUGGUGGCAGCGGAGGACCCCGCUCACUGAGAAGCAUCGAAAUCCCAACUCCCACACCUCCGACACCGUUACUAAGCUCUGAAUGCCCCUCGUCCAACUCUACUCUGCGGGGUCAAACUACCCAAAGAUCUAAAUCGCGGGUGGAUGCAAUGUUGGAACGUGCUCUGACGCAGCCACAACAGUGUUCCGUGGAUCCACUAAACAACGCCCACAAUUGGGGAAUUCCUAUUUGGACAACGGAUAAGCUUCAAGCUUGGCUUGAUAAAAUCUAUGAGUCUGUCAAGGAUACUUCUAACUUGAAGCAAAUUAAUCAGCAUAGCUCGACGAGAGUUAAGCAUUUGAAAAAACCAUACGUCAAAUUCGACUCUAUUUACAAAGCUACCAGACCUGUGUUCCUGGAAUUAUCGUCGUGGCCCACGUUAAACUUCGACGGUGAUCCUGGUUCGUGUCCUUUCGACGCAAAGAAGCAAGAAAACAAAUUAACGAACAAAGAGGUCAAGGAGAAUAAAAGGGAUAUUGAAUCUAUAAAUAAGGCGGAGGGUAAAGAAAUGACUCGGAGACCCCGUGCCACCGCUGGACGUACCCGCAGAACGGAACAGCUGGUCGCUGGCUAUUGCGAACUUUGUCGUACUCAUUAUAACGAUUUGUCGAAGCAUGUGCAAAGCGAGCAGCAUCUGAACUUCGUGGGGAACGAUGACAAUUUUUUGUCGUUGGACACAUUAAUCAACGCGGGCGCCAACGUGGAAGCGUUCUUAAAAUUAAACCGAACAAAAGAUAUCGAGAAAGACUGCGACUUAUUCCCCAAUGAAGAUGGCAAUCUUCAUAACGUACUGCCCGAGGAGAAAGUUAACAAGAACACCAAGACCUUAAGUAACUUCGCUGAUGAGAUAAAAAUGGUGAAUGGUGCGCGCAGGAACCUUAAUUUAAAGUUAAACUCGCCGCAUAAUCUGCGCGCUCGCACGAAACACGAGAGCGGACACCUUCUCAGGUCUAAGGGCAGCCCGUGGCACGAGGUCGACAAGAGUGAGAAAUUGUACGACAAAUUGGAAGGUUUUACGAUCAAGAAGCGCUCAAAGGGUACUAUCUGGAUCGAGGAAGAUGACCCGGACGAGAAGUACACGGAGGAUAUCCUAAAAGAACCCAAGCAGGAAGACUACAAAAUCAGACCGUUCUCGAACAAUAUCGAGUUUUAUAACAGUAAGGAAGAUAAUAUCAAUAAUAAACACAGUAAUCUGGAUCCACCAAAAUUGCAAUCGGUGAUCGUACAUAGAAAUUCACAAAACGGUAUUAUAAAUUCGCGACACAUAUCGGAGGAUCCAGAUUAUCUCAAUAAUAAAAAUGAAUGUAAUGGUGAUGAAAAUGCAAGUGUUUUAGAGCGUACGAUAAAAGAGGUCGAUGUAGUCGAUAAUAGUUACGUUGUUGGAAGUUGUAAAGACGAUCCGUUUCAGAGAGACAAUUGUGCGUUUCAAGCGGAAAAGGUGACGAUGGAUGCGAGAAAAUUCUCGUUGAGUGAUACGAACGAGAUUGUUUGCAACGGGCAUAACGACAAGAGUGAACAGAGGGACUUGAAAGCGUCGCAGGGAGAGAAUACUCGGCAAGUGAAGCUCAAGUAUCCGCGAGUGAAUCGGAGGGGCGGUCGAAAUAUCAGGGGUCGAUAUCGACAUCGAUUGUCGGUGGAGGAACGUUUGAUCGAGGACAAUCGUGCCUAUUACAAAGUGGAAGUGUUGGGUAACAAGUUGCGAUCAAGCGCGGUGCCAAGUGGCAAUUCGCAACAUGUGACGUCGAAAGAUGGCGAGGGUGAAGAGAAGAAGGAGGCGCCGUCCAACGAGAAGCCGGUGGUAGUGCGAUUUAAACGCGUGAGGAAGUCGGAAUUGUCAUUGCUGAGCGACGAAGCGGAAUCGUUCAUGUUCGGCGAGCCAAAACGGGACGACUCCAGCGAGCGAACCAGUGACGGCGAGCAGAGUAGCGUGCUGCCAAGAGACACGGACAGCGAGGCCAAUGAAACUGUCAAUUCAUCCAUGUCGCUGAAUUCAUCGUUAAACUCCAGUCCUGUUAAGCAGGAGAUUGUCGAAGAGGACUCGCAGGAUUCCAUGCAUCUGGGCAGAGCAAGGAAGAGAAGACGCACACAGGCCGAGGCGUUCAUCAAGGACAAUACCGAUUACUACAAAUUCGAGACGCCUGGCAGCAGACUAAGGUACCAGGCUCCGUUAACCGGUAUCAAGGACACUGCCGUGGAUGAUAGUAGGGAACACGGAACGACGAGGAAAUCGACGCAUAAACCAGAAGACAGCAGGCUGCAGGCCGACGGUGUUGUCGAGAAGAUUUAUCCGUCCAAGCCGUCGGCAGAGAUCGAGAAGAUGCAGUUCUCCUUCGAGUCGGUACCUUUGUCCGAGCCGUGGUAUCAAACGUAUCAGCGUCAAGACACGGGCGCCGAGUUUUGGCAUUGCUUCAGCGAAUGUGACGCGAUGAAGCCAUUUCUCCUGCCGUACGAGAUCGAGAACUUUCACGAGACGCUGUUGAAGGCACAGAAUAGAAUCGAGAGCGGUAGAAGGAGGGGCCGCGGUCGCGGCGCAGGAUGCGUGGGACGCUCGCCGAGGAAGAGUCCGCGUUGUCAUGCAUCUACAUUGGCCAUUAUGUCCACCAUAAUCCGUAAGAGGGAACAGCAGUCGAAUCUACCUACGAUAGAAGAGUCACCGCCCGUCAGAACGCGCAUCAUCACACCCAAGCUCGAACAAAAGCCAGAGGUCAAAUUGGAUGUGGACGAGGAGAUAAAAGAGAUCGCGAGAACGAUUGACGAGAUGUUGAGCGCGAAAGGUAUGACCGAGUUGGACGACUCGUUUGAGCCCGAUUUGGACGUGGCGCAGACCGAUGGUCUUUGUGAAACGAACUUACCGAAAGGUGCGCCGUCGAAUUUACUCGAGUUGCUCGAUAAUUGUCAGGACAUUACCAACUGCCUGGAAAAUAAUUCGUCGUGCGCUAGCUCGGAAUGUGGUGAGACAAACACGGACAUUCCGUUGAAACGACGGAAACGAAGAAAAAAUCGGACCGGUUGGCCGGUUGGUAACAAGAUGAAAAAGAAAAUACAAGCGAAUAGCAAGAUGAUCUUGACGGAUUGCGAUCGGGAAUCGUUGGCGGAAAAGAGGCGCUAUCCUGACGGCGGUUUUGCCGGACGUCACACGUCCAACAACAGAUUGUCAGAGGUGGCCGAUUCUCACGCGGUAACAACGUCAACGAAGAUCGCGUUGCCGAUGGUUGCGGAACGACUAGGUGUCAGUCAGAAAAGGGACGACGGUGCUUCGUUGGAAACCACGCCUCAUAAAUCGUAUCACGAGAAGAGAGACAAAAACGUAGAGGCUGUCAGCAGUGACAACACGGGCCUAUUAGCGAGCAUGGGCAACUACAUGGAGUCGGAAAAUGCGUGCGACGACGGGACGAAUAAGACUCAUUUGUCGAGCAAAGAUUAUCCAUGUAGAAAAAAUCUGCCGGAGAUUGAGGAGAUCUCGGAAAACGAUUCGGGCAACGACGAGAAUCACGAGAACCAGAAGAAUCUGCUUGGCAGAAAAGAUGUCAAUACGAUCGCCGAGAACCUGGUCGCAAAGUCGUCGUCCAUCAGAAAGCAACGACAGCGCGAGCAUGUCACCGUCACCAGCGCCGACAGCUGCGAGUCGCGUGACACCGAGAUCGAGAAUCAGGACAAUCUGCAGUUGCAGUGUAGAAAGGAGGAGACCGGUAUAGUUCCUAAGAAACACCACAAUUCCAGCGCCGAGUUGUCGCCAAAGCGGCAACUGCGCGGCGGCAACUGCGAGGAGAACUCGUCCGACACGGGGGAAUUGUUGAAACAUCGCCGCCACGGCAUCGUGUUCGCCACGACGAGGCGCGGUCGGAUGGGCUCGCGGAAGCGGAUCUACUCCAGAAAGCGUCAGUCGAGAACGACCGUCACCCGCAACAACAAUGCCAAUCUCUCGUCGUCUGAUCGCGUCGGGAUGAUGUACGAGGACGAAAAUUGUAAAAAGGAUGCCUACUUGAGUAUUACGUCGUGCAACAAGAAACAGCCGCCAGGCUCCGUAGGGGUGCGCGGCAGCGUGAAGCGCAAAAGCGAAGCCAUUUCGUCGUCGGACAACAUCCAGGAAUCCGACCCGACGUUGGAUCAAUGCGCAUUGUCGGAGCGCGUCAGCCCGUCGAUGUUGUCGUCCACUGAGCUCGAGCAGCGUCGUUCGAGCAUCGAGUUUCAGCCGGUCGUACGAAUGAUGAAGCUCGACGACCAGGUGGACAUGGAUCACAGUAUACUGUCGACGGUGACGGUGGCGAGCAAUCGACGGUUGAGAAGUUCUGGCGGCUCGCCGCGAUCGAACCCCAAGCCACCGAGGAAGCGUGUCAAGUCUGGACGCGGGCACUUUGGACGGUGGUUGAAGAACAGCUGAAGAUCUGAGGAACGAAGACGAAGACGGAAGAGGCUGUACUUCGGCUUAGAUUUCAACGAUGGUGGUCCGUUAUCGAUCUCGCAAUCCGAUAUCUCGUCCCACCACAGUGUACAUUGUGUAUAAAAAUAUUAUUUGUGUACGUAGAAUAGUAUUUAACAUUGCAUCAUAGUAUUAUAUAUAUAUAUACAUAUAUAUUUAUGUAUAUAUAUAUAUAUACCUCUAUCUCUCUCUCUCUCUUUAGUGAUAUUCUACUUAGUAACGUUCUUUCAGGUGGUUAGUUUUAACACUCCCCACCCGGUAUAUCCCACUGUGUACAUUCUUUAGAUGCGGUCGUUGUGUUCUCAGAGCUGAAUAGUUACAUCUUUUUUACUAGCACCAUGUCGUUCCUUAUUUUCUAUAUUUCUUUUUUUUCCCCCUCUUUUUUGUCGUUUCAUGUAAACGAAAAUUGUAUUACUUUGAUGACAGUCGUUUCAGAUCAAUGAUUAAGGAUUAUUUCUAUUUAGAGUAUAUUACAUUUUAGAGUACGCAAGACUGCAUACAGCUUUAUAACAUUGUAAUCACAUACAUACCACACACAUACAUAUGCGCGCGCGUGCGCAUACACACACCACACACACAUACACACAUAUCCAUUUCUGUUAUAUUGUGUAUAUUAUUCAAGGUAAUAUUCUAUAUUUUCGAUUCUCCAGUAUAUCCAAAUACGUUAUUUCAAACAGAAUUGCUGUAAGUCGCUCAUGAGUUCACAGAAAGAGAAAUUACUAUUAAAGAUAUGCAAAUUUUCCAUUAAAACUCA